This is a messenger RNA of Hyaena hyaena (striped hyena), 3063 nucleotides long. Its product is annotated as mucin-5B-like. Lineage: Eukaryota; Metazoa; Chordata; Mammalia; Carnivora; Hyaenidae. Gene Ontology annotation, molecular function: protein binding. The record is from RefSeq and is a predicted model, not a curated record. Gene Ontology annotation, cellular component: extracellular matrix. The transcript has 24 exons. The annotation marks the transcript as partial.
AUGCCCACAGCAGGGAAGCCAGGUCCGAACCCGCUGAACCCCAUCCUGGCCCUUCGCACCUCACCUGCCUUCCCGGCCUGCCUCUUCUCCCAGACCCAGGGCAGCACGGAGCCUGCGGAGAACAGUCAGAGGGUGGACGUCGCUCGGAGCAUGACCGUCAUCCCGCCCGUCACCAUCUUCCCCGCCAUGAGCUCCCUGAACCCCGCGCACAACGGGCGGGUGUGCAGCACCUGGGGCGACUUCCACUACAAGACCUUCGACGGCGACGUCUUCCGCUUCCCGGGCCUGUGCAACUAUGUCUUCUCCGCGCACUGCGGGGCCGCCUACGAGGACUUCAACGUCCAGGUCCGCCGCGGCCUGGCCGGCUCCAGGCCUGUCAUCACCCACAUCGUCCUCAAGACCCAGGGGCUGGUGCUGGAGGCCUCUAACGGCUCCAUCCUCAUCAAUGGGCGGCGGGAGCAGCUGCCUUACAGCCGUGCUGGCGUCCUGGUAGAGCAGAGCAGCGUCUACAUCAAGGUCGACGUCCGGCUGGUCCUGACUUUCCUGUGGAACAGAGAGGACGGCGCGCUGCUGGAGCUGGACCCCAAGUAUGCCAACCAGACAUGUGGUCUGUGUGGGGACUUCAACGGACUCCGGGCUGUCAACGAGUUCUACUCCCAUAACGCCAGGCUGACCCCUCUGCAGUUCGGGAAUCUCCAGAAGCUGGACGGGCCCACAGAGCAAUGCCAGGACCCCCGGCCUCCCCCCACCACCAACUGCACAGACAGGGAGGGCAUCUGCUACCGCACCCUGCUCGGCCCGGCCUUCGCGGACUGCAACAUGCUGUUGGACCCUGCCGCGUACGUGGCCGCCUGCACCCAGGAUCUGUGCCGCUGCCCCGACUGCCCGUGCGCCACCUUCGCCGAGUACUCACGCCAGUGUGCCCAUGCGGGGGGACAGCCCCAGAACUGGAGGGGCCCUGACCUCUGCCCCUGGACCUGUCCCCUCAACAUGCAACAGCGGGAAUGCGGCUCCCCCUGCGAGGACACCUGCUCCAACCCGGAGCGCUCCCAGCUCUGCGAGGAGCACUGUGUGGACGGCUGCUUCUGCCCCCCAGGCACGGUGCUGGACGACGUCACCCACACGGGCUGCCUGCCCCUGGAACAGUGUCCCUGCACCCACGGCGGCCACACCUACGCCCCGGGGGCCUCCUUCACCACCAGCUGCAGCUCCUGCACCUGCUCCGGGGGACUGUGGCGAUGCCAGAACCUUCCGUGCCCUGGCACCUGCUCUGUCCAGGGGGGGUCUCACAUCUCCACCUAUGACGAGAGGCUCUAUGAUGUGCACGGGGACUGUAGCUACGUCCUGUCCAAGAUAUGUGCAGGUCACAGCCUCACCGUGUUGGCCGAGCUGCGGAAAUGCGGCCUGACGGACAAUGAGAACUGCCUCAAAAUGGUGACGCUCAGCAUGAACGGCGGGGACACGAUCAUCCAGAUCCAGGCCAGCGGCGGGGUAUUCAUCAACUCCAUCUACACCCAGCUGCCCGUGUCAGCAGCCAACAUCACGGUCUUCAGGCCCACCUCCUUCUUCAUCCUGGUGCACACGGGCCUCGGGCUGCAGCUACAGGUGCAGCUGGUGCCCCUCAUGCAGGUGUUCCUCAGGCUGGACCCCUCCUACCGUGGACAGAUGUGCGGCCUGUGCGGGAACUUCAACCAGAACCAGGCCGACGACUUCCGGGCCCUCAGCGGCGUGGUGGAGGGCACGGCUGCCGCCUUCGCCAACACCUGGAAGACCCAGGCCGCCUGCCCCAACGUCAAGAACACCUUCGAGGACCCCUGCUCCCUCAGCGUGGAGAACGAGAACUACGCCCAGCACUGGUGCUCCCUGCUGACUGACCCAGCCGGAGCCUUCUCGCCCUGCCACUCCGUCCUCAGCCCAGCGCCCUUCCACUCGCACUGCAUGUUCGACACGUGUAACUGUCAGAAGAGCGAGGACUGUCUGUGUGCGGCCCUGUCCUCCUACGUGCACGCCUGUGCCGCCAAGGGGGUGCUGCUCCGCGGCUGGAGGGACGGCGUGUGCACCAAGUAUGUAAGCAGCUGCCCCAAGUCCCAGAACUACAGCUACGUGGUGGACAGCUGCCAGCCCACCUGCCGCGCUCUGAGCCAGGUCGACGUCACCUGCGGUGUCACCUUCGUGCCCGUGGACGGCUGCAUCUGCCCCUCGGGCACCUUCCUGGAUGACUCGGGCACCUGCGUGUCUGCCGAGGCCUGUCCCUGCUACUUCCGUGGCUCUGUGGUGGCCCCGGGGGAGGUGGUCCAUGACAACGGCGUGGUAUGCUCCUGUGUGGGUGGGCGGCUGAGUUGCCUGGGAGCAGCAGAGCACUUGAGCUCAGGGUGUGCGGCCCCCAUGGUGUACCUGGACUGCGGCAAGGCCCCGGCCGGCGCGCCCGGGGCCGAAUGUCUCCGGAGCUGCCACACGCUGGACGUGGACUGUUUCAGCACGCACUGCGUGUCCGGCUGCGUCUGCCCCCCGGGGCUGGUGUCGGACGGGAGCGGGGGCUGCGUGGCCGAGGAGGACUGUCCUUGCCUGCACAACGGGGCUGCCUACAGGCCCGGGGAGACCGUCAGGGUCGACUGUAACACCUGCACGUGCAGGAACCGCAGGUGGCAGUGCGGCAGCAAGGCCUGCCUGGGCACCUGCGUGGCCUACGGGGACGGCCACUUCAUCACCUUCGACGGCGAGCGCUACAGCUUUGAAGGGAGUUGCGAGUACACGCUGGCGCAGGACUACUGUGGGGGCAAUGGCACCGGCUCCGCAAACGGGACCUUCCGCGUUGUCACUGAAAACGUCCCCUGCGGGACCACAGGUGUCACCUGCUCCAAGGCCAUCAAGCUCUUCCUGGAGAACUAUGAGCUGAUCCUGCGGGAGGGCACCUACAAGGUGGUGCAGAGGGGCCCAGGCGGAAACCUGCCCUACAAGAUCCAGUACACGGGCAUCUACCUGACGGUCGAGACCCGCAGCGGCGUCGCGGUGUCCUGGGACCGGAAGACCAGCGUGUUCAUCCGACUACAGCAGGGCUACAAG